GAGGGGGGGGCGGGGUUUCCGGUUCCGGUGGAGGCCGAGCGCGAGAAGGAGCGGGAACAGGCGGCGUCAGGCAGCUCAGCGCGGGCUCGGCCUCAGCUCAGCUCAGCUCAGCUCCGCUCCCCUCACACAGUAGGUUGAGCUAACCCACAAUAAAUUGUUUGGAGAACGUUUGGUGUCCUGUGUGUGGUGUCGCUGAAUUUCAAGUGUCAGGUGAAAGAAUUUGUGCUUCCCAGCUGCUGUUCACAGUGACCCAUGCAUUGAAGGUCGGUGCUCUAUGUGAAAAUACCUUGGUGAUAAGCAGAACUUGUAUGCAUGACAGGAUGCAGUCCUUGAGCCUCCAAAAGGACAGUGAGACUGAAGUUGCAGAGAUGCCUAUUCGCCGGAACGCUAGUCCCUCUGCACAGGAGAGUCCUACAAAGAACAAACCUGCCGCAGAUGCUGACGUGACUUCAGAAGAAUCGGUGUCUGCGGAGGAGGAGCCAGAGAAUGAUGCUACAGCUGUGACUCAGGAGGAGGAAAAGAAAGAAGCAGAAAAAAGUGGUGAUGAAGAGAAAGAGGAAACCAAGCCUUCAGAGGAGCCCAAGAAGGAGGAGAAGGAACCAACCAAGGACAAGAAGAUUAAAAAGACCAUUCCAUCCUGGGCCACCCUGUCUGCUAGUCAACUCGCUCGUGUGCAGAAAAAUUCUCAGAUGACAGCGACUGCACGGCCAAAGAUGGAUGCUAUUGUUGUAGAAGCUAUUAAGUCCUGUUUUCAGAAGGCUGGUGUCUCUGUUGUCGCCAUACGGAAAUACAUCAUUAACAAAUACCCGUCGCUGGAGCUCGAACGUCGGGGAUACAUACUAAAGCAGGCUUUAAAGCGGGAGCUACAACGGGGCUCUAUCAAACAGGUGAAGGGAAAAGGUGCCUCUGGAAGUUUUCUGGUGUCAAAUGGAGGAAAGCAGGCACAGAAAUCAAAACAGGAGAGAAGGAAGACAGCCUCUCCUGGAACAAUGGAUCAGCCAAUCAAGUUAGAGGAUGCACUGCCGAUGGCAUUUACAAAGCUGUGUGAACCCAAGGAAGCUUCCUACAGUCUGAUCAAGAAAUACCUUCUGCAGUACUACCCCAAACUCAAUGCUGAGAGCAGGCCCCAUUUACUGAAACAGGCUUUGCAGAGAGCUGUGGAUAAAGGUCAACUGGAACAGAUAACCGGCAAGGGAGCAUCUGGCACAUUCCAACUCAAAAAGGUUGGAGAUAAGCCAUUGUUAAGCGGAGGUCCAUUUGAGGAUGCAAUUCUCAGCGCUAUCGUUGCCAUGAAUGAACCUAAAACCUGCUCCACCACAGCGCUUAAGAAGUACAUCUCUGAGAAACUCCCUGCAGCAAACUCCAACUUUCAGAUGCAUUUGCUGAAGAGAACGCUACAAAAGUGUGAGAAGAACGGGUGGAUUGAGCAGAUUUCUGGGAAAGGCUUCAGUGGCUCUUUCCAGCUGUGUUUCCCGUUCUACCCCAGUCCCAAUGUUCUUUUCCCAGAGAAAGAGCAGGAGAAAGAGGAGGAGUCCGAGGAAGAGGAGGAGGAGGAAGAGGAAGAGGAGGAAGAGGAGUCCGAGUCUGAAGGGGAAGAAUCUGACUUUGAUGAUCCACCACCUAAAAAGCGAAGCAGGCACAAGGCUGUCCCACGAGCCAAGGCAAAGCUACGGAGAGAGAGCAAGCCAAGGAAACCCUCACAGAAAUCCAAGAGAAACCCCAUAGCUGCCAGAAAAGUACCAACCAAAAAGCCAGCACCGUCGCGCCCAGCAGAGAAGCUGGCCAAGAAAGCAGCAGUGCCCAAUAAGCCGCUGCGAAGUUCUUCCAAAAAGCCUCCGAGGGUGAAGAGGGCAGCCAAGGCUUCUGCACGACAUUCACAGAGGCAGAGGAAGAAGUAACAGCCCCAGGUCACAACUGGUUUCUUCGGUGGUGCAUGUUCUUGUUAUUUGAAACAUGCCCCGUAACCCAGUAAAUACUGCAGCUAACCUAGAAAUAGUAGGAAAUUAUUUUUAGAUAAUUAUAAUUGUAGAAGGCUAUUUUAGAUGAGCUGUUGUUCAUCAGCAACUUGUUUCAACCAUUGUUAAUUUUUUUAGGUUAUUAUUGGCUUUUGACACUUUAUACUUAAAGGUGCAGCCUAGUGGCAGAUUUCUUGACUCUGUUUAAGCGGGGAGCAAAUGAGAAAUGCUGGCUUAAUUUAAAUAAGUAAAAAAAAAAAAAAAAAAUCAUGAUGUGGGAACCUUAUUGGGUGCUCUAACCUUUUGGGAGGCGAAAAACCCUUAUUCUGAUCUUCAUAUGUCUUCUUAAAAUAAAGUAGUUGAACCACGCCUCGCCCGCCAGUGUGUGUUUCUGCAGCAGUGUGUAACCUCUGAUGCUGCCACCUAGUGUUGCUAGCUUAUAGGAGCCACUAAUUUUAGUCUAGAGUUAAGGAAGGGGAUAAAUACUAAACAUAACUGUAAACCCCCAAAAGUGUGAAGAUUUGUAAAACCUAAUGAAUUAUUUUAACAGUUAAUUACCUUCCAUGAGGUCAGGUAUUUUAAAAGUGUUUUAACAUUUCUCUCUGAUUUAUAAUUGAAGACCAAUGGAUUGAAAUUGCCCUGUGAGACACAGUUAUGACAGUUGUCGCUAUCUUCUGUUUUCCUUCCUUUUUUGAUAAAUACAUUGUUGUCUGAUUCAGUGUUGGAGUACAGUCCUUGCAUGCAAAGCCUCAUUUUGUUAAGCUUCUUCUGUAAUCUUGUCUCACUUAGUAAACAGUACCGUACAUUGUAA
Messenger RNA from Callorhinchus milii (elephant shark), 2766 nucleotides. It is a transcript of the gene hp1bp3, whose product is annotated as heterochromatin protein 1, binding protein 3. Gene Ontology annotation, molecular function: DNA binding; nucleosome binding. NCBI's taxonomy places the organism in Eukaryota, Metazoa, Chordata, Chondrichthyes, Chimaeriformes, Callorhinchidae. Gene Ontology annotation, biological process: nucleosome assembly; heterochromatin organization. The transcript is spliced from 13 exons. The record is from RefSeq and is a predicted model, not a curated record. The coding region runs from base 309 to 1898 and encodes 529 amino acids. Gene Ontology annotation, cellular component: nucleosome; chromosome; nucleus.